AUGGAUGUUCCACAAGAUGUUGAUGCCGAUUUGGAGAAUCUCAACAAAUGUAUUGCAACUGAGGAACACGAGAUUUUAAUUUCUUCUCUUCGAACAAAGUAUUCAAGAAUCCUGGCUAAGAUUCAAGAGAAAGAAGUCGUCAAUGGCAUCACGCUUCAAAGAGAUAGGUUAGGAGAAGCGCUUCUCCCAGAGGAUAUUCCUCUUUCAAUGAAAACAUCACAGCUUGUAGCGUAUCAAUCGCCUGAAAUUGUGACAAACAGAGAAUAUUAUGCAGAGCAUCCAAAGAUUGAAGAGGCUGUACAUACUAAUACGAUGCGGUACUCUGAAAGUAUGCUGUUCUCUUUGUGUCUGGCACAACUUGGUCCAAGCAACCUCAAGGAUAAGGCAAAUCAUGUGACUGCAAUUGUAGAAGAAGUUCAAGGGGCCACAGUCAAAAAAGAAUGGGCAGGGAUGUUUCACCUCAUGGCUUUAGCCUCAGUAAUGGGGAGACAGAUUUUUUCUGUUUAUCCAAAUACGGCAUCCUCAGUACGAAUUCUGUUGCAUGGUGUCAUAGAACCAAGGGUUAUUAGCCAAGUGAAGUCAAUGCCAACCGUCUUCAUAAUGUGGUCCAGGGAUGGCAACCUUGAUGCGACAAAAGGAGUUUGGUUUCACCCCAACCACUUUAUUCCACUCCUAGAAGUGGAAGGAGAUACUAUCAAGGAAGAAAAAUUUAAAGACCGUGUCUCCACAACACAAGGAAAGAUAACAAGCUUUUUUGGCCCAAACCAAAGCAAGAAAAGGACCCUAACCGAAGAAGACAGUCUUUCAACCUGCGAUGGCGUAAAAUCAGAGACCGAACCAGAGGCACCGAGAAAGAUACAAAAGUCUGAAACUACAAAGGGAAGAAGGGUAACAUGUUCCACAGUGGACAAAUGGAAGAAGAAUGAUUUAGCCAUUUUUGAGGCAGACACUUGGCUGAUUUAUGACGUUGAUAAAUGUGAAAAGGGAAAGUUUUGUUCAACGCUGAAAUGCACUGUCUGUAUCGAGUUUGAACAAGCAAUAAGCAAAAGGCAUAACUUUGCAAGAUCAUGGAUCGAUGGGUCAGUCAAUUUCAAGCUUUCCAAUGUUAUUAACCAUGCGAAAUCAGAGGCGCAUAAUGAAGCCCUGGCUUUGUAUAAGAGAAGAUUGGGUCAAACUGCACCACCCUCAAUGCCUACAGGAAACCAGCGACCUCUAGAGUUCAAACUGAAGUUCUUAUCUUUUCAAGCUGAGGAACUCAAGCAACAGUUGUCAAAAGACAUAGCCAAAACAAAGUUCUAUAGUAUCUUGUUUGAUGGGACAACAGAUAGCUCUAUCACUAAACAAGAAGCCACUUUCGUCCUUUAUUUUGAUCCAGAUGGAGAACCGACAGAUAAUAUUAACCAAGAGCCAGAGAUUGCAGUGAAGACGAGGUACCUCUCUUUACAAUGUCUGUCAAGUUCCACUGCUCAAGGUGUUGUUUAUGGUAUUAAGAACGCUCUUAGUGACCCAUGUCUGAAAGACGUAACAGCCACAACAUCACCAGGACAUGUCAGACUAGGAGGAGAUGGCUACAGUACUAAUACAGGAGAAAAGGGAGGAGUAAAAGCUAUUCUGAAGAAGGAAUAUCUGUGGUUUCUAUUUGUCUGGUGCAUUGCUCAUCGCUUGAAGUUGGCAUUAAAAGAUACUUUUAGUGGCACUUAUUUUAUAGAGAUUGAUGACUGCCUUUUGAAGCUCUACUAUCUGUACGAGAAGAGUCCUAAAAGGCUGCGAAGUCUUCAAGAGCUGAGUAACAUCUACAAAGAUUCACUGGAGUUUGUGGAAGGAUCAGUGAAACCAAAACGUGCGAGUGGGACAAGAUGGAUUAUCCACAAACUUAACGCACUUAAAGUCCUCAUAGAUAAAUUUGGUAUUUUCAUUCAGCAUCUUGAGUCUUGUAGCAGUGACACAUCCGUGAAAGCUGAUGACCAAGCCAAACUCAAAGGAUAUUUAAGGAAAUGGAAGUCAGGAAAACUGUUUAUCUUCUCUUGCUUCUUCGUUGAUCCCUUAGAGACAGCAGCGUGUCUUUCAGCUGCAUUCCAGGAAACAAAAGUUGAUGCUAUGACUGUUUCCCUUGCCAUGGCAAAAGCCAAGAAACAUCUACUCACACUGAAGGAGAGAGAAGUUGACAAGCUAAAAACUGUCAGGUACUAUCUGGCCAAGGUCAACGGUGGCUGUUUUCAGGGGGUGCAAUCGCCGGGCUUAGAUGGUGCAGUUGAUCAGCUCAAGCAACAUGGACAUAAAUUUGUUGAUUUGAUGACUGAGGCUAUUGAAGAACGGUGCAAGGGGACUGACAACAUGAUGGCAAUUGCCAAAGUUUUGAAUUGCGAAGUGUGGACAAGAAUAUAUUCUAUUAGCGAAGAAAUUGACCAAACCGUCUUGAAAGUGUCUGGCCAAUUCCAGGAUGCCUUGAAACAACAUGGUUUUAGCUCAAGUGGUCCUGAUGUGCUAGACGAAUGGCAUGACCUUGUAGAAUACAUGGUUGAAUUCCUUGCGCCAUCUUCACGAAGUUACCGCGCAACUUGGUACAAGCUUUUCCACCUCUCUAUAGGAUCAAAUCGCUGGAGCAAUAUACUGCUUUUGAUAAGACUACUGUUUUGCCUGCCUGUAUCCAGUGCCAUUGUCAAAAGAUUCUUUGGUAGCCUAAAGAGAGUCAAAACAGGUAAAAGAGCAGCCGUAGGACAGAAAACCACAGAAGAUAUCUUGACAAUCAUGACUGAGGGGCCACCACUUGAAGAGUAUGAUGCCACUUCAGCUGUCCUGUCAUGGUACUCGAGCAAGUCAAGAAGAUUAAAUCAGAAGGAAAGGAAGUACUACAAGAAGAGGGAAUCAAGACGACCGAAAAUCUACGAGCCACUCUCAGACUCUGAGUCUGAGCAGGAAGUUGCAGAGCACGAUGAAAAUGCCAUUUUUUCCCAGAGUGAAGAGGAAGAUGAACUCGAAUCAUUUUGAGAACUUUUCUGAGAACUUUUUUGAGACCUCUUUCUUCAUUAUAAUUAUUAUUUGCAGUGAAACUACAUUGCAUUGAUCUAAACUUUUUGUGCCGUUAGAUGAUGAUAAAAAGAAAGUAAACUCAUUGAGGGACUUUAAACAUUGCUUUGUUUUUCCCAGCAUAUCAGUUUGCUAUAAAGGACCGAUAUCAAACAAAAUAUAAUUCAGAGGAGAGUUUCAGUUCAGUAUCAUAACGAAAAACUGUAUUAUGAAGUGGUCAUCGUAGUUUAAGUCAUCUAGUUAAUCAUGACUGAUAAUUAAAAAAUAUAAUUGCAGUUUUGAAUGCUCAGUAUUGAAAAUCAUUAUUCUUACUAAUGAAUUUAUUAUGCUAAUUAAUUAUGCUAAUUAAUGGCCGGUCAAAUUGUUAAGAUGUCCGACCAAAAUGAAGAUUUGAAAGGACAUAUGUCCUGUUAAAGGAGAAAAAUUAUUUCCAGCACUGGCAGCUGGAAGAGUGGGCGACUAUGACAAGGGUGAGGCCACAAGGCCCUUCAUCCCAGGAGGUUCAGGGGCAUGUCCCCCCUCCCCCAGAAAAUUUUGAAAAGUACAAUGUAGAAGAAAGGAAAUGCCAUUUUCAGCAGCUCAAAGUUAAAUAUUGAUCUAUCAAUGGCAUAACUUUAUUGAUUUUCUUAGGUGGUGUACAGUGGGCCAUGAUCUCCCAUCUUAUCUGUCAAAUCAGCCACUUGUAGUUCAGUUAAACUAAACAACAAAGUAAUCAUAUGGGCAAAUGAACAAUAACAUCUGACAACAUGACUCUGAUUACUUGUGUGCAUUGGUUGAAUUUUUCACCUUCCCACCAAACAUGACUUUUUGAAACUAAAAGAAAAAAGAUCAGUUUUUCACAAUCGUUUCACUGCCAGGAUGCUGCUACAUUGUAGAUUUCAAAAUGCUGGAAGUGACACCCAGACAAUGUGGGCCUGGCCACUUAUUUAAAACUGCAAGAUGGCUAAAAAGACACAACAGUGCAAUGGAUGCUUUGAGUGUCUCUUUAAAAGAGCCUACUUGUUAUUGCAUAAAAGCAGGGGUUUGAUAACGGGCCAGGAACCGGCAAAUUGACUGGCUGUGAGGAUGCUUUUUUCCAGCUUGGUUUAACCAUCUAGUGGAAAGUUUUUCUUAUGAAAAAGUUUGGUUUAAAUAGUUUUGCCCACCUAUGAAAACCAGUUGCCCUCCUGCUGAGAAGGUUAAUGAAACCCCUGAUUGAGUAUGAAGCUACUCUCCUGUCUUAAGGUGGCUGAACACAGUUUUUGAUACUCGUGUUUCAUUAACCCUUUUCUCUAAAACCCUUGAUCU
This is a messenger RNA of Orbicella faveolata, 4314 nucleotides long. RefSeq lists its product as uncharacterized. Lineage: Eukaryota; Metazoa; Cnidaria; Anthozoa; Scleractinia; Merulinidae. The record is from RefSeq and is a predicted model, not a curated record.